Sebastes umbrosus (honeycomb rockfish) is the source of this 1456-nucleotide messenger RNA. RefSeq lists its product as uncharacterized. The transcript is spliced from 10 exons. The coding region runs from base 108 to 1355 and encodes 415 amino acids. NCBI's taxonomy places the organism in Eukaryota, Metazoa, Chordata, Actinopteri, Perciformes, Sebastidae. The record is from RefSeq and is a predicted model, not a curated record.
CGCGCGUCGGUCUCCUUGGCAACCGAGUCAAGAAGAGACUAUUGUGGUCAGGAAGAAAGUUUGUUUUUUGUGGUGACUGCACAAAAGUAGACCUACAAUAACAAGCCAUGUCCAGCAGUAGUAGGCCAACGUCUGUGUGCUUUAGGAGUGACAUCCACAGGCUGCUGCAGGCUGCUGAAGCAGGUCAGAGGGCUGAUAUCGAGACCUACUCUUCAGGUCAUCUUGGGCCCCGCAGCCUGAACCAGAGUCAGCCUCACGAGGAGACAAAGCAGUCUUUCUGGGGGAUGCCUCAGAGCCUAGAAGACACCACGAACCCUCUGACACCCCGGCAGACACGGAUAAGAGAGUCUGAAGUCUCAAGGUCAAGGUCAAGACAAGAUCAGGCUGCAGAUUGCUCAUCAUAUGCAGACGAACCUGAAGGUAUGAGUCUACCUAAGAUAGUUAACCAGUCCUCAAACUCUCUGCCGGCCCAGCCGAGAGCCUUCGCCCAGAAAAAGUCCGACUCUCCAUCUGAUCCGGAGGGGAAGCAGUAUUCUGACCAGAAAGGCCUGAAUACUGAAGGCCAGCUAAAGAUGAAACAACGGUUUGGCAGGCAAAUCAUAGUUGAUGUUGCUGAAAUGCACGAGAGGAAACUACAAAAGGAGCUGAGGAGGUUGUCAGCGCAAAGCUGGCCCAGCAGAGACCGCCUUGCGGUGUUCAGUGACGUCUUUGAUGAUGUAUGUGAAGGCUCACCAGUAUUUGGACGCAUCCUGAGGGAAAUUAAGACAGAUUACGAUUUGUAUGUCAACCACUUGAUGGCUUCUCAACCAUUACUACAUGACGUGUCGCUGGACACUUCACUCAAAGAUCUUGGCAGUAGCAAAGUAAAGCAAAUGGAGUUGGAAGAUGCUGUAAAAGAGGUUUUCAGGCUGGAGCAGGAGGCCAGAAGAGCUCAGGAGGAGAAUAAACAAGUCCAAAAUGAAUCACAGAAUGUUCCAGCUAUCACAGGCCCAGAGGACAGCGACAUGAAGAAUACAUCCCUGUCAGGGCUGCAGGACAGAGGAACUGCCGUCAGCCACACCGACAGUGUCCAAUCCAAGGGGCUGGAGGUGUUGAACACGUGGCGGGAGAUCCAACAGCUGGAGGAGGAGAUUAAGGAGAAGCUGGUGUCCUCUGAUACAAUCACGGCCACUGAAGGAUGCAUCAAAGACCUAAAGGCAGAGAUAGUGAGACUGAUAGUCUCAAAUGACCGUCUGCAGACCACCAACAAGGAUCUGGAAAAGAACAUCAACAUGGUGCUAGACAGAGAGAAAGCAAGCAAGGCCAUAAGACGGAUGUUGUGGGAAGACAUACAUUGUGAUCUACAAACAGAGUGAAUAGCUUCAUCACCAGAGGAUCAUUUCUUGAGAUGGACGUUCCAAAGUGCAACAGAAAUGAUGGAAUGCAUAUUUAAUAAAGUCGCAUCUUUGACCAGCAA